AUGGCUCGCCGCGCCGUGAGGCUCGCGUCCAUCGCCCUAAUGGUGUUUGGGACCUACAACCUCUGCUCGCUGUGGAGCUGGCAAUUCCACGCCCCGGACCUGGGCGAUCGAUCGCCGACGCGCGUUCUCUCUUCCGAAUUCAGCCAUCGCGAGCUGCGAGGACUGGAGCAAGCUCUGGGCGCCGCGGCGUUCCGGAACAGGACGGUGAUCAUCACGACGCUCAACCGGGCGUGGGUGUCGGCGGGCAUCCUGGAUCUCUUUUUAGGGAGCUUCCGGGCGGGGCAGGGGACGGAGCCCUUGCUGGAUCACCUCCUCAUCGUGGCGGUGGACAAGAUCUCGCACGACCUGUGCCUGGCCAUCCACAGCCACUGCUACGCGCUGCGCACCACCGGCCUCGACUUCGCCUCCGCCAAGGGAUUCAUGACCCACGACUUCAUCCAGCUCAUGUGGCGCCGGAUCUACCUCUUGGGCGUCGUCCUCGAGCUCGGCUAUAGCUUCGUCUUCUCGGACGCCGAUGUGAUGUGGUUCCGUGAUCCAUUCCAGCACUUCCAUCCAGAUGCCGAUUUGGAGAUGGCCUGUGACUACUACCCCGUCCAUCACGGCGACUCAGCAUAUCCAAAUUGUGGCUUCAUGCACGCCCAUGCGAACAAUCGCACGCUCCAGCUCUACAAGUACUGGUAUCAUGCCCGCCUCGCCUUCCCGGGCCAGCCGGAUCAAGACGUCCUCACCGCCGCCAUGUUCAAGGACGAGUACUGGGACAUGGGCGUCAAGACGAGGUUCUUGCGCACCGAGCUUUUUGGGAGCUUCUGCCAGGCCAAGCACCGCGUGGGCGAGAUUUGCACAAUGCACGCGAAUUGCUGCAUUGGGAUGCAUCGCAAGGUCAAGGAUUUGCAGCUGCUGAGCAGUGAUUGGGCCGGCUAUGUCAAUCGCUCCCGGAGCUCGCACAAUCGCUUCCGGAACUCGUCCUUUGCGAAGGAAGCAGGGGAUUUUCGAUGGAGCGCGCCCAGGGAGUGCCUGGCGUCGAUGUACAAGGGAAAAUCUGUGUACAUACCAGUGAGGAAGAAGAAGCCCAAGUGGUGGAGGAAGCGCUCGCUAGAAUUGCAGCAGUGGAUCACUAGCUGGUGA
Molecule: messenger RNA, 1125 nt
Organism: Selaginella moellendorffii
Lineage: Eukaryota; Viridiplantae; Streptophyta; Lycopodiopsida; Selaginellales; Selaginellaceae
Exons: 3
Coding region: 1-1125 (374 amino acids)
Source: RefSeq, a predicted model, not a curated record